AGUGAUCGAAUCUAAUUGGAACCAACGACUGGCAAUCAAAGUUGUCUUUCAUCUACUUACAAUAGUUUCAUGACGGAGAAUGGUCACACAAUAGAUGAGGUCUCGCCUUUGUUGGGGAAUCGACCACAGGAAUAUAGUACAGGUAAUCAGCAGCAGUUCCCCGAGACAGGGAAUGGAGAAAUGGCCGAACGAUCCGACGUCGAUUCUCGCCGCCACUUCCUUCGCAAACUUUCCAACCACUGGAUUCCGAGCCCAUGGGAUGUGACGUCUGUUGUUUCCGAGCCCAUCCUGAAAAGCCCAGGCCAUCCUACUACACGAACAGCAAAGUCGCAUCACAAGUCUUACAGCCGCCAAGCUCGUUCUUUAAAACGCCGUGUGUUUUUGUGCUUGACCGAACCCGACACGUCCAUCGCCAGCGCCGUAUUUUUCUUCGUACUCGUCAUCAGCAUCACGUUAAUGAAUGUUGUCAUGAUGAUGCAAACCAUGCAAGCUUUCCAGUUCACGCCAACGGACUGUCGAACGUGUGGAGGUCCGGUAACGUACCUAUUCGACGACGACAAUUUCAUCGCCAUGCCCGACACCGGAGCGGUGGUGGAAUGUGUCUGUCCCCCGACGCCACUGGGUUGGACCGUGACUGUCCUCAAUGCAAUGGUCUACUUUUUCACGUUGGAAUGGACGCUGCGGGUGUUGACGUUCGAGCCGCCCCUGAAUGAAAAAGCCCCGCACGGUUGGGGCUUUGUCUUGCAGUGGUUAGGACACCUCACUUCCACCAGCACUAUGAUGGAUGCCCUGGCUAUCUUUCCGUACUAUAUGGAACUGACUUUUGAAACGAACGGCCUCAUGAGUUUGCGCCUAUUGCGUCUCUUCCGGGUCUUUCAAUUGGUCCGUCUGGGUCAAUACAACUCGACGUUUACGUCUCUGAUUAACGUUUUGUCGCAAAGCUUGCUCUACCUUAAGCUACUGUUGGGAGUGCUGCUCUUUGGGGCCGCGUUUUUUGGUAGUAUGCUGUACUGGCUGGAAAAGGGCGACUGGGAGUACUUCGAAGGGGCACAGUCUUACCAAUUUGUUCGCUACGACCGCAAUCACGAGCCAGAAGUGUCGCCGUUUACAAGCAUCCCGGAAACGUUUUGGUGGUUCCUUGUCACAGCCACAUCGGUGGGCUACGGUGACACCGUACCGACCACAACAGCCGGAAAGUGGGUCGGCGUAUUCGCCAUGCUGACGAGUGUCCUAGUCAUUGCCUUUCCCGUAUCAGUGUUCUCCGAACUCUGGCAAAAGGAAUUGCGAAAAACUGGGGCUCUCCAGGCGCUCGAAGAAGAUGACGAUGAUGACGACGAAGAAGAUUUGGAUCCGAUGACGCUUGCCAGCUCGAGAGCAAACACAUUUUCGGAUAGCGACAUUAAGCUGUCGGUCAUUCCCGAAACGUAUCCUCCUCCAGAGUACCGCCGACAGCCCCAAGGUAGUUUGGAAUCAAUGGAUAACGAAAGCUCAUCUUCGUUAUUUUGUGACAACGGCGAUUAUGUUCGUAUCCACAAGGACGAUUUGGCCGAUUUGCUCUCCCAUGUUCAAAGUAUUCGGGAAAGUCAGCGCCAAAUUCGCACUUUGAUGCGCAAAUAUAGUCCGAAGACGGCAACCAGGCGAUAG
Phaeodactylum tricornutum CCAP 1055/1 is the source of this 1644-nucleotide messenger RNA. RefSeq lists its product with no specific name. Gene Ontology annotation, molecular function: voltage-gated potassium channel activity. Gene Ontology annotation, cellular component: membrane. Gene Ontology annotation, biological process: potassium ion transmembrane transport. Lineage: Eukaryota; Bacillariophyta; Bacillariophyceae; Surirellales; Neidiaceae. The record is from RefSeq and is a predicted model, not a curated record. The transcript has a single exon. Bases 70 to 1644 code for a protein of 524 amino acids.